AUGCGGGCCAGGGGUGCAAAACCUCGAAUUCUCAUAAUAGGCGCAGGAUACCGUGGCUAUUCUUAUGCUGAGCCAAUUCACAGUUCUGGCGAAGGCAUUAUCGCCGCAGUAGCUGAGCCAUCUGAAUUCAAGAGGCGAGCAUUCGGCGAAAGAUUUAUCUGGGGGACAGGUAAGCCGCUUGAAGGCCAGGCUUUUUCUAGCUGGGAGGAUUUCAUCAGCUAUGAAGUCAAUCGAAGAGAGUUGGAACGCUUGACAGGGACGGUGACGGACCCAGUGAUAGAUGCAGUAUUUGUAUGCCUAUUGGAUGAACUUCAUGCAACAGUUGUCCAGGCUGUGGCACCACUGGGGCUACAUAUUAUGUGUGAGAAGCCGCUAGCAACGCGGCUGAGUGACCUUCUUUGUAUUUAUGGGACACUCUUGAAAUCAUGGGAGAUGUUGCAGACUGAAGCAAUCUUUGCUGUUGGCUUGGUUUUACGGCAUAGCCGCCCCCAGGUUAUGUUACGGAAGCUUGUUCGAGAGGAUCGAGCGGUUGGUGAUGUUAUCAGUGUUGAACACACUGAAGCAGUUGGCUGGAAGCACUUCGAACAUUGUUACGUCCUUUGGCGCAGAGAAUCCACUAGCGCACCUUCGCUCCUCACAAAGUCGUGCCACGACAUCGAUUUUCUUUUCUGGCUUCUCUGUUCGCCGGCUUCUACAUCCAAUCCCGAACCGCCUCAUCUCCCUUCAAGGGUGACUUCUUCAGGGCGCCUGCACUUCUUCAGGCAAGCCAAUAAGCCCUCCGGUGCCGGUUCAGCCACCAACUGCUUGAGCUGUCCUGUGGAGACAACUUGUCAAUACAGUGCUAAAUCGCUCUAUUUGCAUCAGCACCUUAGGGCAGGCAACCGUGACCGUCCUGUCAAUGCAAUAGUUCCUGAUAUCGAGGAUGUGUUUCAGAAUCAGGGACUCCCUUCUGCAGCGAAGCGCUUAUUGGAAGUUCUAGGUGAGGACUAUGAUGAUAAAACACCAGCAUCUCAGGUGAGCCGGAAAAACUGGUAUGGGCGCUGUGUCUGGGAAUCCGACAACGAUGUGUGUGAUGAUCAAAUGGUCACCAUAGAGUGGGAGGAUGAACUUCUGUCAUUCCCUCAGAAACUGAAGAGUGAAUCCAAACAAUCUUCUUUGUCGUUGAAGCAGCAGUCUUACACAGGCAACCUAGGCACUGAGCCUCAGUACCGCCCUGUAAAAAUCGCCCAGUUCCAUAUGGUCGCUCUCACAGACGCUAUCAGCAGGCGUCGUGGACGUAUAUCAGGUACGACAGGGGAGAUUGUUUACGAUGCAGCCACUAUUCGUGUGAGCGACUUCUGCUCUGGCUCCGAAGUGGUGUAUAAUAUGCCCUCUGCCAAAGGUGGUCACGAUGGGGGCGAUGACGGUCUUGCGUUGUCAUUUGUAAGAGCGGUGGCCAAGGUGAAGAGCGGCGAUAUGGGCGUUUCGGAAGCUCAGAGGACUUUCUUGACCUGUACUGUGGAAGAACUUUUGAGAAGCCAUCUUGCAGUCUUUUGGGUGGAGGAGGCGAGGAUAGGAGGAACAGCCUUGAGGUGGCAGGAGUGGUGGGCCAGAGAGGUGGAGACUAAGCUUAAAGGAAUGGGGCUGGGGGACAUUUUGUCAGCGGGAAUUAGGUAA
Molecule: messenger RNA, 1656 nt
Organism: Aspergillus vadensis CBS 113365
Lineage: Eukaryota; Fungi; Ascomycota; Eurotiomycetes; Eurotiales; Aspergillaceae
Product: Gfo/Idh/MocA family protein
Exons: 3
Coding region: 1-1656 (551 amino acids)
Molecular function (GO): nucleotide binding
Source: RefSeq, a predicted model, not a curated record